UUGAUCAGAUUUCGGUAAAGCUAGGGAACUGACGUCACCAAUUCGUGAAAAGAAAGUGAUAUAAUAUAAUGGGAUUUUUCAUUUAUAAUUUUCUAGAACAAAUAUCAUUAGUAAUAACCGCGGUAUGACGGUAUAUUCCUUUACGACUCAAAAAGACCGUUUCAAUGUUUUAAGGCCAUCUUGACCAGGGAUUGAAUAACGUGUAACUGCAUAAUAUUCUGACGUUCCACAGCCCUUCAGGAAAUGGUUGAAUUUCUGUAUGUUGAACUAUUAAAUUCAUCUAUUACUUAUUAAAAGAAUUGUCAUAUACUUGUGAUAAAAUCGUUCAGGACAAGUCUGUCACGGUGUUUCGUCCCGCCCAAAAGACCCUUCAGAGACCGUUCAGACUUUUGUUAUUUUUCUGCAGUCACAGAGUCGAACACUACCACUAAAUCCAUGUAAACCGACAAUUGUAUUUUAUUUUUCACUUAUCGUGUUAUUUCAAGAUGACUUGAAAUAACAUGACUUUUCGCAUAUGGAGUCAAAUGUAGCGUGAAUAUCCAUACCUCUGGUCCAUGCCUAUUUGUGAAGACAAUACUCGCACAUAUGAGUAAACGGUAUGUAUUAUAUUUUAUUCUGGCAAAUAUCAGGACAUUACCACGCGAAAUCAUUUUCCACCCAUACUUUACAACUUUAAAUAGUAAGACAAGUGUGACAAUGAGGUCACUGAAUUUCGUAUACGAAUAUUCUUUGUUGACCGUUUCAAAUCAACUUAUAUGACGUAUUUCUUUUGCUGCCUGCGUCAUUUUCUUCGCUAUUUUUAUUUGUUUGUUUGCUUUUUUUCAGUUAAGUCUUCAUUUUAUCACAGCAAUAUUAUUUUAUUUCCAUCAGAUAGCGUGGUUGAAUUGAAUCCCACCUUAAGGCAAAUAUAUUAUCCCAGUCACAAUAAUCAACUGUUUGGUCUCUCCCCUCUUAGAUACUUCCUUCUCGGAGUAUUAACUGAACCUCGAUAUUAAAACAGCAACAAUUAUUUCUACAAUGUUUUUGUUACCUAUAUACAUGACUAGAUUUACGAAAACGUGGUUAAUUAAGAAAAGUGCGUUCUUUUGCACUAAGUGAACUACCUAGCUACUUGAAUAUUAACAGCUCUUAAAGGCCCAGAUAUUACCCCCAACCCCUCUCCCAGGAAAGAGAGAGAGAGAGGAGAGCGCAAAUUGCAAAGUACAAGAGUGGAGGCCAGUGAAAAGAAAAGACGGACAUUCCUUUGAUUUCUUAUAUCGUCUACUUUGAUCUCUGUUAAAUUAAACGCUUACACUAGAGUGAAAUGUCUUUACCAAAGUUUUCACAAUUCUAGUCAUGAAACUAAUGACUUUUUGUUCCCUUUUUUAUUUUGCAGGAAACUGACAGUAAAAAGCACCAGUGGACAAAUAAGUCUCCGGUAAAGAAAUAAUAUAGUCUUGAAACAUUGCACUGAAAAAAACAAAAAAAAUCACGUUCUAGGGUGAAUGUAUAUUGCUGAAGUUUCUUCCCGCCUAACAUGUUAAACUGGUCAGUGGAGGGAAACCUUUCCCAAAACACCACCGAUCUGGAAGGUGAUGGAAUUCAAGUGGUGAAGAUUCUGCAGCUGCUAUUCUACUCUGUUAUAAUAGCCGUUGGUUCCGUUGGAAACGCUCUGAUCUGCCUCGCAAUUCUCAGUCGCAAGAAGAGAAAGACCAGCGAGUAUUUCAUCCUCAACCUGGCGAUAACUGAUUUAUCCACCAGCAUUUUGAGCAUUCCUCUUGACAUAAUAGAGCGAUUAGCGGGGUACUGGCCGUACGGAUCGUUUUUGUGCAAGUUAGUUUAUCCUCUUCAGACCAUCCUUAUGUCUGUGUCUGUUGCGACACUGCUGGCGAUGAGUCUUGAAAGGCACAGAGCGAUAAUGCACCCGCUAAAGCCCAGGAUGAAAGGAAGCAAGCCUAUAAUUGUGAUCUGUGCCAUCUGGGUGGGCAGCACUCUUCUUGUCUCUCCUUACAUUUACGUACUAGGCUUUGAAGUAGGGAACUGCGUAGAAAAUUGGCCAGGCACUGGUUAUGUAAAGGCCUACACCAUGUCCGUUUUUAUCGUACUGUACCUUUGCCCGCUUUGGGGCAUAACUAUCGCGUACGUGAGAAUCGGGAGAAAACUUUACAAAGACAUCAAGACUCUCCAAGUCGUAAUGGCAGACCCUGAAGGCGGUAUGACUGGGAGACAAAUGCUUAAAACUCGGGCCCAUCGCAAUGUCCGCAUCGUUAAAAUCUUUGUGACGGCAGUGGUUGCGUUUGCAGUGUGCAUGCUGCCGAAUCACGUGAUGUGGCUGUGGAACGAUUACGGCAAUGGACACAGCUCCAAGUACUUCACUGACCUGCUCGUGUUUACAAAUAUUCUGGUUUAUGCUAACAGCUGCAUCAAUCCUUUCAUAUUUGGUACUCUACAGACCCGCUGUACCAGCUGUAAAGAUGUCCUGAAAAGUUCUCAAGACAGAGAUGAUAGCGGCCGCCAUCGUAGACUGUUUUCCAUGCGCGUGUCCUUUACCAGCUCAUCCAAACUAAGGACGUUUGUUCGCGGAACUUUGAGAAGUCCUGGUCUAAGCCAGAGGAGUAUUUCAACCCGCAAAGGAACUAUCAUUUCUACAAGGGCAACGUUGAGAGAAUUACAAAGACUUCAUGGCAACACUGAUGCAGAAAGCAAUGUUUGAAUUCAAACCGUCUCAAAACAUCCACGAGUGCCCAAAUUCAAAAUAUAGAAAAAAAAACAAAACAAAAAAAAAACAAGCAAACAACAAACAAACAAACAAACAAACAAGAAAACCAAAACAAUACAAUUUUUUUUUUCUGCAAGUAUGUUGUACAAUGUAAAACCUGUCAUUUGAAAGGAGGAAUAAAUAAACUAGCACUUAAUUCACAGACUUAAGACUUUACUACCAUUUAAAGCAUCUUCAAUAAACUGUAUCGCACGAACGUGCAUUGAAAUAGUUUCCAUUUGAUUAGCUGCAUACGUCUGCAUACGAGCCCAGUGACCCAUCAAGUCGGAGCUUAUCCCGGUUUCUGUAGCAUGAAGCGAUUAGGGGUAUUUCUACACCCCCAUGGACUGGAUGCUAGUCUGUCGCAGGGUUACCCCCAGCAUAAAGUUC
Molecule: messenger RNA, 3127 nt
Organism: Orbicella faveolata
Lineage: Eukaryota; Metazoa; Cnidaria; Anthozoa; Scleractinia; Merulinidae
Product: galanin receptor type 1-like
Biological process (GO): G protein-coupled receptor signaling pathway
Cellular component (GO): plasma membrane
Molecular function (GO): G protein-coupled receptor activity
Source: RefSeq, a predicted model, not a curated record